AUGUCGGAGGGGCGGACCAACCUCACCUGGGUCCCCGAGUUCCUGCUCCUGGGCCUCUCGGAGGACCCCAGGCAGCGGCGGCUCCUGUUCAUCGCCUUCCUGUCCAUGUACCUGGUCACGGGGCUGGGGAACCUGCUCAUCAUCCUGGCCAUCGUCGCCGACCCCCGGCUGCACACGCCCAUGUACUUCUUCCUGGCCAACCUGGCCUCCGUGGACGUCUGCUUCACCUCCACCACCGUCCCCAAGAUGCUGGCCAACCACGCGUCAGGACGCAGGGGGAUCCCCUACUCCGGCUGCCUGACCCAGAUGUUCUUCUUCAUCUGGUUCGCCGGCAUCGACAGCUUCCUGCUGACCGCCAUGGCCUAUGACCGCUACGCGGCCAUCUGUCACCCUCUGCAUUACGCCACGACCGUCACCCCCCGGCUCUGCGGCCUCCUGGUGGCCAUGUCUUGGACAGCCGCCUUCGGGAACGCCCUGACCCACACGGUCCUCCUGACCCGCCUCUCUUUCUGCACCCACAACCAGGUCCCCCACUUCUUCUGCGAUCUCAGCCCCCUGCUGAAGCUGGCCUGCUCCGACACCUUCCUCAACCAGGUGCUGGUGGACACGGUGGGCGCCCUGCCCAUCAUCGUGCCCUUCGCGGGCAUCCUGGUCUCCUACACGCGCAUCGCAGCGGCCGUGCUGAGGGUCCCGUCCGCAGGCGGAAAACGCAAGGCCUUCUCCACCUGUGGCUCUCAUCUGUCUGUGGUGACCCUGUUCUACGGGACACUCAUUGGGGUUUACUUCAGCCCCAUGUCCUCCCACACGGCCCAGAAGGACACGGCUGCUGCAGUGAUGUACACCGUGGUCACCCCCAUGCUGAACCCCUUCAUCUACAGCCUGCGCAACAGCGACAUGAAGGGAGCCUUGGGGGCCCUCAUCAGCAGGAAGCCGGGUUUUAUUAAAUGA
This is a messenger RNA of Urocitellus parryii (Arctic ground squirrel), 948 nucleotides long. NCBI's taxonomy places the organism in Eukaryota, Metazoa, Chordata, Mammalia, Rodentia, Sciuridae. The record is from RefSeq and is a predicted model, not a curated record.